ACCUCGCCACCUCCUGAAAAUUUUGAUUGGAGUAGCGUAAUCCUUCACAAUUUGGACCGCUAGUCCGUAGGUGGUGGGUGGUUACAUCGAUUAUUGCAAUGCUUGCUUUUUGACUUUAUACUCGGAAUAGGGUACAUAUUACGGUCAGAAGACAUUGUUCCUUCACCAAAACUUUCCGGCUCCAAAUCUGUUCAGGAAGAAGCAAACAAAACCCUUCUCAGUUUCUGAGAACUGCAAACAUUUCUACUCUAUCACAGCAUCUGAAACGGUUCAAUUUCCACACUUUUUCCGGGAAUGCUCAAGGAAAUUACAGUGGUCUUGUUGAUUGGAUUGUUGGCAUGGACAUAUCAGGCCAUCCAGCCUCCUCCUCCUCAGAUUUGUGGAUCUCCAGGUGGCCCUCCCAUUACAGCACCUAGAGUAAAGCUAAGGGAUGGAAGAUAUUUGGCCUACAAGGAACAUGGUGUAUCAAAAGAUACAGCCAGAUACAAGAUCAUUUUCGUCCAUGGCUUUGCCUCUGGCAGAUAUGAUGAAGCAAUCGCCACAAACCUCUCCCCGGAAGUUAUUGAGGAACUAGGGGUGUAUGUUGUGUCAUUUGAUAGACCGGGUUAUGGAGAAAGCGAUCCUAACCCAAAACGAACAUUGAAGAGUAUGGCUCUGGAUGUAGAAGAGCUUGCAGAUCAGUUAGGUCUCGGUUCCAAAUUUUACAUAAUUGGAUUGUCAAUGGGAGGGCAUACUGUCUGGAGCUGUCUUAAGUACAUCCCUCACAGGCUAGCCGGAGCAACACUGUUGGCUCCAGUGGUGAACUACUGGUGGCCUGGCUUUCCAGCCAACUUGUCUACAGAAGCAUACCGCAAGCAGUCACUUGCAGACCAAUGGACCCUACGGGUUGCUCGUCAUAUCCCCUGGCUGACCUACUGGUGGAACACUCAGAAACUGUUUCCAGCAUCCAGCGUUGUGGCACUAAGGCCUGGUAUUUUCUCCAAACAAGAUAUACAGCUGCUUCCCAAAAUUUCUGGUAGACAACAGCACAAGCCCCGUGUAACUCAGCAAGGAGUGUACGAGUCUUUGCACCGGGACAUGAUGAUUGGAUUUGGGAAAUGGGAAUUCGAUCCAAUGGACUUGGACAAUCCUUUCCCGGAUAAAGAAGGCUCUGUUCAUCUAUGGCAGGGUGAUGAUGAUAGGCUUGUGCCAGUUAGGCUACAAAGCUACAUUGCCAAAAAACUUGGAUGGAUUCAGUACCAUGAGUUACCUGGAUCUGGGCAUAUAUUUCCCUAUGCUGAUGGGAUGAGUGAAGCCAUCCUAAGGGCACUCCUAUUUGGAGAGGGGAACAGUAGCCUAUAAAGGAGGCAUUUUUCACUUUCUUUGCCUCCAAGCACACACUGAACAGAGAAUGAAGAAGUUGAUUGACAACAAAUUUUAUUUUGAUAUGACUUGUAUUAAACUGGAAAUUGAAUUUGAAGUUUGAGUUUUUAUUUGUUGAUGGUUUGCUCGGUUACUAGUAAUUAGAUUUCAAAGAAUUUAUUCAUUUAAGAAACUAAAAGGGUGCAA
Molecule: messenger RNA, 1548 nt
Organism: Rubroshorea leprosula
Lineage: Eukaryota; Viridiplantae; Streptophyta; Magnoliopsida; Malvales; Dipterocarpaceae
Source: the annotation of a GenBank genome assembly